AUGCCCUUCUAUGCCAAGUUUCUUAAAGAGAUCCUGUCAAACAAAAGGAAGCUUGACGACGAUAGUAUUGUAGCACAUGCUGAAGAGUGUAGUGAAAUCAUACGAAGCAAAAUGCCUCAAAAACUGAAAGAUCUAGGGAGGUUCUCCAUUCCUUGUGUUUUAUGCAAAUUUGUUAUUGAUAAAGCACUGUGUGAUCUAGGUGCUAGUGUGGGUUUAAUGCCCUUCUCAAUUAGUGAAAGACUAAACCUAAGAAGCAUAAAGACAACAAAAAUGUUCCUUCAAUUGGCCGAUUGCUCAAUUAAGUAUCCAGUAGGAAUCCUGGAAAACGUCCUGGUUAGAAUUGGUCAAUUGUACAUUCCUACAGAUUUUGUAGUGAUGAAUAUGAAAGAGGACUCAAGCAUUUUGAUUCUGUUAGGAAGAUUCUUUUUAGCCAUUGCAUGA
Lathyrus oleraceus (garden pea) is the source of this 441-nucleotide messenger RNA. RefSeq lists its product as uncharacterized. The record is from RefSeq and is a predicted model, not a curated record. Lineage: Eukaryota; Viridiplantae; Streptophyta; Magnoliopsida; Fabales; Fabaceae. The transcript has a single exon. The coding region runs from base 1 to 441 and encodes 146 amino acids.